GAGGCUAAUGACUCUGAACUCCAUGAAGCUGGAAGUCUACUUUCAGCCGAAACAGAAUGAAGACUUGGAUGAUGAAGACUUAUGUGCUUUUGGUGAACGAUGGACCUCCCAAAGGAACCGCAGAAGUUGGCCCCAAACUGACUCAAAGGAACAUCUUGGAGAGAGCUUGCAGAGAGACUCCGCAAUGAGGAAGUUUUCCAGCCAGGAAAGUGUCCUCACAGACCAGAGUGCUGACUUGGAGGCCAUUUCACUCCAUAGCACGAGCAGCACCGGUGGGACCUUGGGCCUUGUGGCCAUGGCACCCCAUUCGUCGUCCACUCAGAACUCCCCAACUUUAACCAAUACCCCUGACAGCUUGAGUAACCAUUCUCCAGCAGCCCAGUCUCCAAAUGAAAACAGCAAGCAAAAACCCAAGAAGCGUCCGACGCGGAGUUUCCUCAAAAGAAUCGAAUCUCUGAGAAAGAAAGACAAGGAGAAAUUGGACUCCGCUAAAGCUCCAGAUGGGGAUAGAACUCACCUCAUGUCUGGCUGGGACUCCUCCAAGGACUCUUCCAAGGAACCUGUCUCUGGGACGCAGGUUGUAGUAGGACAUGAAAAGCCAAGUUCUUUCUACAGCACUAAGACAAUUUCAACAGGUGGUCGGACUAACCAGGCUUUGGCCUCCGUUAAAAGCAAGCUGCAACAUGAGCCCAAAUAUGGUAGUAUUUAUUUAGAGGAUUAUGAAACAAGUCUGAACAAGAAACGGGAUGCCAGACUGUGGGAUCACCAAAUUGCAUUUAAAAGAGAUUAUUUAUUCCACAUCCCGGGGGAUUACAAGCCAGGCACUUUCCCCAAAUCUCUCUCCAUUGAAAGCUUGUGCCCUUUGGAGAGGGGCUGUUUGGCAGACUGGAAAUCAACCCCCAAAGCCUCCAGUCCUUUGGCAGGUGGCCCUGGCGUCAGCAGUGGUGUCCACGGAGGCAGCUCUUCUCAUGCCCUGGAACACCGACCAAGGAGGCCUUCCAGCACCUCCACAGAUAGCCGCACAAGCCUCUACGAUAAUGUUCCUGACUUUGCUAGUGGGGAUGAUCUCUUUGAUCUGGACCAGGAAAUGAUCUAUGAAAACCUAGAUGACAUCCUGCAGCAUGUUUGGGGUCUCCAGCAAAAAAUAGAACUCUGGUCAAAGGCAGUAAAGCUGGACAUGGAGGAUGAAAGUAUUGGGGUGGGGGAAAGGGAGGAAAUGGAUUCUGCAGAGGAGCCCACCCACCUGAACUUGGAGAACCACUCCAUGUCUGACAUUGGGACCUCCACCAGCGACUUUGAGAGCACCACCAACUCUCUGAACGAGACUGAGGAGCCCGAGAUGAGAGAGCGCAGAGACUCUGGCGUGGGGGCAUCACUCACAAGACCUUGCAGGAAACUCCGCUGGCACAGCUUCCAGAACUCCCACCGGCCCAGCUUAAAUUCGGCCUCAUUAGAGAUCAACCGCCAGUCAGCAGCUCAGCUCAGCCUCCUCCAGAAGUGCUCCCUUCUCCGCCUUACAUCCAUCGUGGAGAAAUUCUCCAUUCCCCACAAGCAGUCCUGGGCCUGGACUGUUCCCAAGUUCAUGAAGAGGAACAAACUCCCAAAUUACAGGGGCAAGAUGGUCUUUGGAGUCCCCUUGAUUGUCAGUGUCCAAAGGACAGGACAGCCCCUGCCCCAGAGCAUCCAGCAGGCCAUGCGCUAUAUCAGAAGCCGGUGCCUGGACCAGGUUUAUUUUUAA
Messenger RNA from Thamnophis sirtalis, 1738 nucleotides. The record is from RefSeq and is a predicted model, not a curated record. NCBI's taxonomy places the organism in Eukaryota, Metazoa, Chordata, Lepidosauria, Squamata, Natricidae.